Molecule: messenger RNA, 1101 nt
Organism: Rosa chinensis
Lineage: Eukaryota; Viridiplantae; Streptophyta; Magnoliopsida; Rosales; Rosaceae
Exons: 1
Coding region: 1-1101 (366 amino acids)
Source: RefSeq, a predicted model, not a curated record
AUGUACCCAGAAUUAAUAGAGCAAUGCAAUCUUCUCAGCUACCAAACAAAGCCAAAGAAUGAUCCUUAUAGCAACACUUAUAAUCCCGGGUGGAGGAAUCACCCUAAUUUUGGUUGGGGUGGGAAUCAAAACCGUGAACAAGGUCAAGGUUACCAAAGGCAAGGAGGUGGAUAUCAAGGUGCAAGUAGCUCACAUUUCAACAAUCAAGGAGCAAACAAUGCUUAUCAUGCUCCUAGACCACCUUAUCAAGCACCAUCUCAACAACCUCUACCUCUACAACAACCCCAAGUACCAAUACAAGAAGCAAGAAAGACACCUACCUUUGAAGAAAUGAUGGCGGCAUUUGUGAACAAUCAAGCAAAGCAAGAUGAGAAGAUCAAUGUCAUCCAACAAAGUGUGAGCAAGCUUGAGGUACAAAUGGGGCAACUAGUCCAUGAGUUGUGCCAAAGGAAGCAAGGAGUGUUUCCAAGUCAAGUAGUCAACAGUCCAAGGCAUGAAGCCAAGGCCAUCACCAUUUUGAGAAGUGGAAGGCAAGUUGAGAACAAUGUGUACAUGCCCACUAAUGAAGAAGUUGUAACUCCAAGAGAGCCACCGGCUUUUGAAAGGAGAUUAAAGCAUGAGCAAGUUGUGUUGGAUUACAAUGAAGGACAAGAUGAGGUCUUGAAAAACAACUCAAAUUCCAAGGCCAACCAUGAAAAAGAAGUGUCAAAUGAUCAUCCAAUCGAUAGAUCAUUCCAAAGAGGUAUCCCUUUCAAUCCUCCUUUGAAGAUUGUGCAAGAAGAAGAAGUGUCUCUCCCUUACCCUCAAGCUAUAUGGGAACAAGAGAAAAAACUCAAGAAAGAGAGCCAAUUGAGGGAGAUGAUUGAUUUGUUCAAAAAGGUUCAUAUAAACAUUCCACUCCUUGAAGCCGUGAAGACAAUCCCAUCUUAUGCUAAGUUCUUGAAGGAUAUGUGCAUGAAGAAGAAAAAGUUCAAAGAACAUGAGCAAGUGGCUCUUUGUGAAGAAGUGAGUGCUAUCAUUCAAAGAAAGCUUCCACCAAAGCUCAAAGAUCUGGGAAGCUUCACUAUUCCAAGCAAGAUUGGAGAAACUACGUACUUUUGA